Messenger RNA from Penicillium waksmanii, 2547 nucleotides. Its product is annotated as putative alpha-glucosidase. NCBI's taxonomy places the organism in Eukaryota, Fungi, Ascomycota, Eurotiomycetes, Eurotiales, Aspergillaceae. Gene Ontology annotation, molecular function: carbohydrate binding; hydrolase activity, hydrolyzing O-glycosyl compounds. The coding region runs from base 1 to 2547 and encodes 848 amino acids. The transcript has a single exon. The record is from RefSeq and is a predicted model, not a curated record. Gene Ontology annotation, biological process: carbohydrate metabolic process.
AUGCCUCAGAAAGAAGUUUGUCCCCGUGGGUACCAGCAGGUCUCUUCGACCUCCCAACAAGAUGCCUUCGUGGACUUGCGGAGUAGCUCCAGCAGCAAGACUGCCUUUGACUUUCGUUUCGAAACUAUUCGUCAGAACCUCUUCCGGGUGACCUUCACCUCCCCCGAGCACCACCUCCCGCCGUUCCCUAGCGUUAAGAAGCCCGAGGUCAAUCUUCAGGGUGUCAAUGUCUUCGCGAAGAAUGAGGGUAGCUCGAAAACCAUCGACGUCGGCGGCGUCACUGCAAAGGUUGAGUGGGAACACACGCCCGUUGUCUCGCUCUCCUGGACCGGAUCCGACAAGCCUCUCCACCAAGAUCUGCCGUUCCGCUCUUAUGUCGCCGACUCCACCGGUAUUGCGAGCUACUCGGUUCACGAUCGAAACGCUUUGCACGUCGGACUCGGCGAGAAGAGUGCUCCAAUGGACCUGAGUGGCCGCACCUUCCAGCUCUCUGCCACCGAUUGCUUCGGCUACGAUGUCUACAACUCCGAUCCUCUCUACAAGCAUAUCCCGCUCUUGAUCAAGGCUACGCCCGAGGGAUGUGUAGCUCUCUUCUCAACAACACAUGGCCGGGGUUCGUGGUCUGUCGGAUCAGAGAUUGAUGGUCUUUGGGGUCACUUCAAGGUGUACCGCCAAGACUACGGUGGUCUGGAGCAAUAUAUGCUUGUUGGCAAGAACAUUCAAGAUGUGGUUCGGUCAUACGCCGAGUUAGUGGGCUUCCCUAUCCUGGUCCCGCGCUGGGCCUACGGUUAUAUCUCCGGUGGAUACAAGUACUCGAGCCUGGACUCGCCACCUGCACACCAAGCUCUGGUUGAGUUCGCGGAGAAGUUGGAGGAGCAUGGAAUACCCGUUUCGGCGCAUCAGAUGAGCUCGGGAUACUCUAUUGCUGCAGUCGAGCCAAAGGUCCGCAAUGUCUUCAACUGGAACUACAGCCGCUUCCCCAACCCAGCGGAAUACGUUGCCAAAAUGCACGAGCAUGGUAUUCGACUCAUUACCAACAUAAAGCCUUUCCUCUUGGAGUCUCACCCUGACUUCCAGCGUCUUAUUGAUUCUCGUGGCUUCUUCACAGACCCUGAUACCAACAAGCCUGGCUACAUGCGCCUGUGGAGCUCGGGUGGUGCUACUGGCGGUGAUGGCUGCCACAUUGAUUUUACUUCCGAAGAUGCUUUCAAGUUCUGGUACAAUGGAGUUCAGAGCCUGAAGAAAGUCGGCGUUGAUGGCAUGUGGAACGACAACAAUGAGUACACUCUGCCUAAUGACGAUUGGACUCUAGCAUUGGACGAUGCUAUGGUUGAUGCCGGCGCAAAGAAAGCCGUCCCAAACAACGUGGGAGAAUGGGGUCGCGCUCUACACACUGAGCUGAUGGGCAAGUCUUCUCACGACGCUCUUCUCGACAUGGAGCCCCAGUACCGCCCCUUUGUCCUCACCCGCAGCGCCACUGCCGGUACCAUGCGCUACUCCGCUAGUACCUGGAGCGGAGACAAUGUUACAAGUUGGGAAAGUAUGAAGGGCGCCAAUGCGCUCUCGCUCAAUGCUGGAAUGUCCCUCUUGCAGUGUGAAGGUCACGAUAUCGGUGGAUUUGAAGGUCCCCAGCCCUCGCCUGAACUUCUACUUCGCUGGAUCCAGCUGGGUUGCCACUCUCCCCGAUUCGCGAUCAAUUGUUUCAAGACUUCUCCCGAUAACAAUGAGGUUGGCGACGUUAUCGAGCCUUUCAUGUACCCUGAGAUCACCCCGCUCGUCCGCGAUACUAUCAAGCGCCGCUACGAAAUGCUGCCAUACAUCUACUCAUUGGGACUGGAGAGCCAUAUGAAGGCGACCCCACCACAGCGCUGGGUUGGCUGGGGCUACGAGUCUGAUCCCGAGGUAUGGACCAAGGCACUGAAGGCUGGUGAGGAGCAGUUCUGGUUCGGUGAUUCUCUCCUCGUCGGCGGUGUCUACAAAGCUGGACUCGACACUGCGGAUGUUUACCUGCCCCGCAAGUCUGGGGACGCUUUUGACUACGGCUAUGUCAAUAUGAAUGCGCCGUACAACUACUUUGCUUCGGGCCAGUGGGCUUCCAUCCAGUCCGAGUGGAAGGAUAGCGUCCCUCUCAUUGCCCGCGUUGGUGGAGCCAUUCCUGUCGGAAAGAGUGUGCACACUCGUGUCCCUGGUGAUAAUACCGCCGCCUCGCAGGGCGUCAAGGAAUUGGAUGACUACCGUGGUGUUGAAGUCUUCCCGCCAAAGGGUACCUCGCAUGAGCGUGUCUUUGAGAAUGUUUGGUAUGAGGAUGAUGGCAUUUCACAGAAGCCUCAGACCGCCACCUAUACUCUGCGCUACAGCUCUACCGAGGAGAAGGUCUUGGUAGACUUUGUUCGCGACGAGAAGAGCGGCUUUGCUCCCGCUUGGAAGGAGCUGGACAUUAUUCUGCACAACGGUGAUUCUCGCCGUGUGGUUUCUAGCUCUGGGCAGGAGGCUUCGCUUAAGGGCACUGACUCGCGCGGUCGUGUGGUGUAUACCCUCAAGGCUUGA